Prinia subflava (tawny-flanked prinia) is the source of this 3022-nucleotide messenger RNA. It is a transcript of the gene PI4K2B, whose product is annotated as phosphatidylinositol 4-kinase type 2 beta. The coding region runs from base 16 to 1749 and encodes 577 amino acids. Gene Ontology annotation, molecular function: 1-phosphatidylinositol 4-kinase activity. The record is from RefSeq and is a predicted model, not a curated record. The transcript has 10 exons. Gene Ontology annotation, biological process: phosphatidylinositol phosphate biosynthetic process; Golgi organization; endosome organization. NCBI's taxonomy places the organism in Eukaryota, Metazoa, Chordata, Aves, Passeriformes, Cisticolidae. Gene Ontology annotation, cellular component: lysosomal membrane; endosome; trans-Golgi network.
AGGCGAGUUUCAGGGAUGUUUUUGUCAAACGUCGAGCGCUGGAAGCUGCCGCCCGUGCUCCCGCCCGGUCCCGGCCCGGCGGAGGCUCCGCCGCUGCUCCGCCCGCCCCGGGCGCGGGGCGCCGGCGCAGCCGCGGCCCCUUUAAGGCAGGUGGCGGGGCGGGCGCGGGGCGCGCGCACGCGCUGCAGCCGCAGCCGGAGCCGGAGCGGCGGGAGCGCCCCGAGCCCGCCCGGCCGCGCCGCCGCCUCCGCCCGCCGCGCUCGGCCCCGGCCCCGGCCGCCCAUGGCGGAGCCGGGCGCGGAGGAGCCCGACGAGCAGCUGCUGCUCCUCGUGGAGCCGCCGCCGUCGCCUCCUGAGGCAGAGCUGCCCCGGCGGGGGCCGCAGAGUGCGAGAGCCGCCCCCGGCGGGGCCGUGCGGCAGUGUGGGGAGCCGGGGCUCGAGGAGGUGGAGGACUCGGAGGACUCGGGGCCCGACGGCGAUGGAGAGGACGAGCCUCUCCUGCGGGCGUCGGGUGGCGGCCGCGGGCGGCGAGCGGGGGCCGCCUGGGACAGGGAGCGCCGCGCCGCCGCAGGGCAUACUGGACAUACUGCAGAUAUGAAUAUAUUUUUAGAUGAUCCAGAAUUUGCAGAACUCAUUCUGAGAGCAGAGCAAGCUAUAGAGUGUGGAGUUUUUCCAGAAAGAAUCUCUCAAGGAUCCAGUGGGAGUUACUUUGCUAAGGAUCCAAAAGGGAAAAUUAUUGGAGUGUUCAAACCAAAAUCUGAAGAGCCUUAUGGACAUCUAAAUCCAAAAUGGACCAAAUAUUUUCACAAAGUUUGUUGUCCUUGCUGCUUUGGCAGAGGCUGCCUUGUCCCGAAUCAGGGAUAUCUCUCUGAAGCUGGUGCCUAUCUUGUGGAUGAGAAGCUGGGGCUUGGAGUUGUACCUAAAACCAAGGUUGUCUGGCUUGUCAGCGAGACCUUUAAUUACAGUGCAAUAGAUCGUGCAAAGUCAAGAGGAAAAAAAUAUGCUUUAGAGAAAGUGCCAAAAGUUGCUAAAAAAUUUAAUCGAAUUGGACUACCUCCUAAGGUUGGCUCCUUCCAGCUGUUUGUUGAAGGAUAUAAGGAAGCUGACUACUGGCUCAGGAAGUUUGAAGCUGAUCCUUUACCAGAGAACACGAGGAAAGAAUUUCAGUCGCAGUUUGAAAGAUUGGUUAUCUUGGAUUAUGUCAUCAGAAAUACAGACAGAGGUAAUGACAACUGGUUAGUCAGGUACGAAAAACAAGAUGAUGGACUUGAUCUGUCAGAUAAGGAUAGCCAAUGGAUUAUAACUAAAGAAUCUAUUAAAAUUGCUGCAAUUGACAAUGGUUUAGCAUUUCCUUUUAAGCAUCCUGAUGAGUGGAGGGCAUAUCCCUUUCACUGGGCUUGGCUUCCUCAAGCAAAAGUUCCUUUCUCUCAGGAGACCAGAGAUCUAGUUCUUCCUCGCCUUUCUGAUAUGAACUUUGUACAGGACCUUUGUGAAGACCUUUAUGAGCUAUUUAAGACUGACAAAGGAUUUGACAAGGCUACUUUUGAAAACCAGAUGUCUGUUAUGAGGGGGCAGAUACUAAACCUUACUCAGGCAUUAAAGGAUGAAAAGAGCCCAAUUCAGCUUGUUCAGAUGCCACGUGUGAUUGUAGAGCGAAGUAGCACUGGAAGUCAGGGCCGAAUUGUUCAUCUGAGUAAUGCAUUCACACAGACCUUUCAUAGCAGGAAGCCUUUCUUUUCCUCCUGGUAGCAACAAAAUGCGUGGGAAGAGUAAGUUUCUCUUAACUUUAGAAAGCUACUUCUGUGUAAAGGCUCUGCAAUAAUGUACUUCUGCUGUAUACCAAGAGCUCUGACUGCUGACACCUCAGAACUUAAAUUCUAAAGACUCAAGAAAUGUACUUUGAAUGUAAUAAAAGUUUACAAUUUUUGUGUCAAAAUUGUGAAUUCUUAUGUCAGGGAAUGAAAAGAAUUUGUCCAUACUGUAUUUUUAUAUGCUAAAUUAAUGUAUUCUGAAUAAGGGAAGACAGUUUGCAUAUGCUGAGAAAUUAAUUUUGAAUACAAUAGGAAUUUUUUGUUUAAUAUAAAUGUGAGAAUCCAUACACUAUCAAUUUCUUUUUAUAUGACCUUUAAAAAAAAAUAUUCAGAAUGUUAUCUUUGAUUGUGAAAAUGCUUUUCCUUGGAAUUUUUUCCUGGUAUUUUAAACUGGUUAUAGAUUUUUGUAGACUAGUUACUUGAAAAGUCAUGCACUUAAAAAAAAAAAAAAUCUGUUCUGGAAAAACAGAGAAAGGGAGAAGGGGGAAAAAUAAGCUCCAAGUAGGCUUUUUUGCACAUGAGGACCAAAAACAGUUAAAUAGUUGAAUAACAGUAAAAUUCAAGUAAAUACCCACAGUUUCUACUGUGACAGAAUACACUGAGUGUACGUUUCAGAGGUUGAAAGUUCACUGUAGUGUUUAGCCAUUGUAUAUUUAAGCACAUAUAUGGGAAUCUGUGAUAUUUCUUUGGAGAUGCAUCAUGAUGAAGAAUUGCACCAUGUUGUUCCAGGUUUGUUUUGCCAUUUGUGUAAAAAUGUGUUACCACCUGUCACCAGAGUGGUUCUUCUGCUAAGGGCAGAGGCACUCAUGUGUUCAUCACAAAGCCAGUCUGCCUUCUAAAUUUCUAGCUAAGCACAGUUUGUUUGGGGUUUUCUGACUGGAGAAAAAAAAAGAAAAAAGAAAAAAAAGAAAAACCCGGGAAUACCUACAGCACAGACAAUUACUUUUGUGCCCUGAAUAAUAUUCUGCUUACUUGCCAAUCGCCAUUUGCAUUUAUAUUUAAGUUACCUGGUUUAAGACUUGACUGUCAUGUUCUAGGUCUGUGACUUAUGUAAUGUGGUAAAUAUUUUUAUUUUAAUAAUUUUCUGGACAUUUAAGACUGGGGAGAAAGCUGCUUUUAUGAAACCUUCAGUAUUUCAGACAUUGCUGUAUUUUGUAAUUCUAAGCAAUAUUGUUGAACGCAGAAAUAAUAAAAUGCUUGUAUUUUAUAUA